CAAAACCAGCUUCUAAUCUGCUUUUUCCAAACAAUCCGUUAGCCCACCGAAGCCUUCCCCGCCCGCCUUUCUUUCUCUCUUUCUGUCUCUCUUUACUCUCUUCCUCUUCUUCUCGAUCUCUCCUCACUGUUCCUUUCUCUCUCCGAAAUCGCUUUGUUUGACCUUCUUUGAGUCUUCCACCUCGUUUCUAUUACCGAAUUAGGGUUUCGAUCUGUUUUCUUCUUUCAAUUUCGCGCUUUCUUUGUGAUUGUGGUUUUUUGUUUCCCUAAAUUAUUUGCUUAGUUUAUUUUUGUUUUUGUUUGUGUCUCUUGGGGAAUCGAAAUGGUGGUUUCUCCGAGUCCUAAUGGAGCUUCGCCGCUGCCAUCUCAACCUGCUAAGAGGUAUGGAAUCACUAGACCUAUCUCCCUCGCAGGCCCCACUGAGGCUGAUCUUCAUCGAAAUGCUGAAUUGGAGAAGUUUUUGGUGGAUUCGGGGCUGUACGAGAGCAAAGAGAAAACUAUGAAGAGAGAAGAGGUGCUUGGUCGCAUAGAUCAGAUUGUCAAAGGUUGGGUUAAACAAUUGACACACCAAAGGGGCUACACGGAUCAGAUGGUGGAGGAAGCAAAUGCUGUCAUUUUUACUUUUGGGUCUUAUCGUUUGGGGGUUCAUGGUCCUGGAGCUGACAUAGACACCUUGUGCGUUGGGCCGUCUUAUGUGAAUCGAGAGGAAGAUUUCUUCAUUAUUUUGCAUGACAUAUUGUCCGAAAUGGAUGAAGUUACGGAGCUUCAACCAGUUCCAGAUGCUCAUGUCCCAGUUAUGAAAUUCAAGUUCCAGGGGAUAUCAAUUGAUCUUCUUUAUGCUAGUAUUUCUCUUUUGGUUGUUCCUGAAGAUCUGGACAUUUCGCAUGGGUCUGUGCUGUACGAUAUUGAUGAGCAAACUGUUCGAAGUCUAAAUGGGUGUAGAGUUGCAGAUCAAAUUCUUAAACUUGUGCCAAAUGUUGAGCACUUUCGAACAACACUUAGAUGUUUGAAGUUUUGGGCUAAAAGGCGUGGUGUUUAUUCAAAUGUUACUGGUUUCCUUGGUGGCGUAAAUUGGGCUCUUUUAGUUGCACGGCUAUGCCAGCUUUAUCCCAAUGCAAUUCCCAGUAUGCUAGUUUCUCGAUUUUUCAGAGUAUAUACACAAUGGCGCUGGCCAAAUCCUGUGAUGCUGUGUUCUAUAGAAGAAGAUGAACUUGGAUUUCCUGUAUGGGAUCCUCGUAAAAACCAUCGGGACCGGUUUCAUCAUAUGCCAAUAAUAACUCCUGCAUACCCCUGUAUGAAUUCUAGCUAUAAUGUCUCUAUAAGUACCCUCCGUGUAAUGAUGGAGCAAUUUCAAUAUGGUAACAAGAUCUGUGAGGAGAUUGAGCUAAACAAGGCUCAAUGGAGUGCUCUGUUUGAGCCUUAUCUUUUCUUUGAAGCAUACAAAAACUACUUGCAAAUUGAUAUUAUUGCAGCAGAUGCGGAUGAUUUGCUGGCUUGGAAAGGCUGGGUGGAGUCCCGGCUUAGACAACUUACUUUGAAGAUAGAACGGGAUACAAAUGGGGUGUUGCAGUGCCAUCCGUAUCCGAAUGAGUAUGUAGACACAUCCAAGCAAUGCUCGCAUUGUGCUUUCUUCAUGGGCUUACAGAGGAGAGAGGGAGUUACUGGUCAAGAAGGCCAGCAAUUUGAUAUACGGGGAACAGUUGACGAAUUUAGGCAAGAGAUAAACAUGUACAUGUUUUGGAAACCAGGAAUGGAUAUCUAUGUUUCUCAUGUUCGUAGGAGGCAGCUUCCUGCUUUUGUUUUCCCUGAUGGGUAUAAGCGAUCUCGCCCUUCACGGCAUCUCAACCAGCAGGUUAGUAAAUCAAAUGAUGGUGCUGCAACAUCUCGGAUUGGAUCACCUGAGGGACAUCUUAAGCGAAAGAAUGACCAUGAAGAGGUGGAUCUGAGGCCGGAUAAACCAGAGAAACGAGCCUCUAUAAGCCCACAAAGGCUGCAAUCUGUGUCUCCAGAAAGUAGUACGAGUAGGUGCGGUGGAACAUCUCUGGCCAACUUCAGUGAAAGGAUUAAAUUAGGGUGUUCAACUGCUGCAGAUGUUGACAACAAUUCUGAGGCUAGGUCAUGUAGAGGGCCAUCAAGCAAUGAAAACUGCAUCUUGGGGAAUGUGAUGCAGGUGGGUGAAACAGUUAUGGGUUUGUAUGAUCCGGCAGUGGUUAGGGGUGAUGUAGAGCCAGCUGAGUGCAGGAAUGAGGUAGAGCCAACUGAUCUGGCGGUUGAAACAAUUCUUAAGCAGGAGUUGCUUGAUCCAUAUGAAAUAUCAAGUUCUGAAAUUAGGAAAAUACAUAACGUCACAAAUGAGAACAGAAAUGGGGAUUUGAUAUCGGCUUCCUUGGAAAAUGGUUCUCCCAACAGACUGUUAAAAUGGGGAGGGGAAGUUAUAGAGGUUGAAGAGGAGUUAGUCAGACCAUGUAAUCAGACAGCAGUUGUAGAACUUGCUGAAAGCGUUAUAUGUUCAAAUACCAGUGCUCAGAACCUCAAUUGUGAGGGUGCUAUAUGUGCUGCAGAUUUGGAUUCGCUUCUGGAGAAUGGGUGUUUGAAUGCAAGCGGAGCAUUUCAAAAUAGCUUGCCAGAAGAAUUAGAGCCAAGUACUGCAAUUGGGAAGGUUGUAAAUUCUCAAGAUGGAGAUAGGUCAGAAUCUUUGCAGAAGCCAGUGAUAAGGCAUGCAUUUGAACCCUAUAAAUUGUCUUUUGUAAACCAUGGUAUCUUUAUGCUGUCCUCUUUUUUUUUUUUUUUUUGUUGGCUCUUGUUUAGCAGGUUGAAUCUGAAGUCAAAAGCGUAACAUUUUGGCAUCGGUCAUUUAAUGCGCUUCACAUUUAGAAAGGCGUGUCAGCAAUUCGGUAAGUGUCAAAAAUUAAUUGCUGGCUUUCAUGGCAUCGUACCAGGUGUGUGCACAAGCUCUAUAUUGUGGAGUAAGAGAGGAUCAAUAGUUCAUAGCAAUGUGCCUUGCUUGGUGAUUUGACCAGUCAUCUAGUUUGUGUUAUAGAGCACUGCUGAAGCUCUGGACUUCCCAGAAGCAUUGGAGACAUUCUUUGCUGUUAUUGAGCUCUUUUCUUUGUUCCCUUUGGGUGUGGCAGAACGAGUGAAUCGCAAAUUUGGAACCUAUUUGUACAUCAAACGAGACCAAUCAAGUUCAGUGUGGUUUGUGAGGGCAUUUGCUUUCUUUCUUUGUGCUUCUUUAUAGGCCUUUGUACACUAGCUCUUUUGUUCUUUUCAAACCUGUGAAAAUGUAAUCGAAUUGGUACACUUGUUUGGUGCGAAACAUUUGUGGUUCAAUGGCCAAGUUUUUCUGACUUGUGGCAGCAUGUGCUGUUUGGUUACUUG
Molecule: messenger RNA, 3377 nt
Organism: Jatropha curcas
Lineage: Eukaryota; Viridiplantae; Streptophyta; Magnoliopsida; Malpighiales; Euphorbiaceae
Source: RefSeq, a predicted model, not a curated record